Messenger RNA from Brugia pahangi, 660 nucleotides. The record is from the annotation of a GenBank genome assembly. NCBI's taxonomy places the organism in Eukaryota, Metazoa, Nematoda, Chromadorea, Rhabditida, Onchocercidae.
AUGACAGCACUGACGGCUCGCCGUACCAGCUUUAAAGAAACAAUAGAGCAUAAUGCUUUACCGGAAAAUAUCAGUAGACGUGCCGUAACACAACAACAACGGCAACGCAUUAUUGAUGAAAUAUAUCCAGAAUUGUCACUGGAUCAAGAUAAGAAGCAUAAAGUAAAGCUACAAUACAAAACACCAUCAUUACCUGCUACAAUCGAAGAUGCUAGUGAAGAUGAGGAGUCAGUAGCUUUAAGCAAGUGCUUCUCUUCCACCAGAAGCCUUGACGGACGUUCACCAUAUGCUUUACCGCCAGAAGAACUUUUCCAACACAGUCUCCUCACAAAUCAGGAUUUAUUCUCCAAUCCCAUUAUGAGUGCAAAGUUCGAGCAUCGCCCUUUAAGAUCGCUUCGGACGAUAAAAACAACCCCCUGGCUGUCACGAGGAUUUAAUGAUUCUAUCAUACGGAACAAAAGAUCACUCUCAUUACUUGGUGAGCGCCCAAGUAGCGCAAAUUUUGAGUCACUGUCUGCAGACUUUUUGGAUUUACCACCAAUUCCCGAAACUGUUCCACUGAGGAAGAUAGCAGAAAAGGAGGGAUUAAAUUCCGACGAUGAAGAAAAGGAAGAUGAAAUACUCGUACCAGAACAUUCCAAUCCCGACACAUUUGCUUAA